Thlaspi arvense is the source of this 447-nucleotide messenger RNA. Lineage: Eukaryota; Viridiplantae; Streptophyta; Magnoliopsida; Brassicales; Brassicaceae. The record is from the annotation of a GenBank genome assembly.
AUGAAGAACUCUCAGUUCAUGACGACGGAUGCAUCCACAUCAUCUUCCAAGACUCUAUCUAAACAACCAGUAACCGGACCUCAAGAACCGCCGGUACAAGUCCAAACUCAAACCGAGAUAUCAAACCGGUUUCAGAAUCUAUCAAUGGAGUACAUGCCGGUCUUCCACCACCAACCCAUACCACCUUACUACAACUUUCCAUCUGUUAUGUUCCAUCCGAUGUACUAUGCCAAUCCUGAACAAAUUAGGUUUGUUCACCCCUCCGGUAUACCUAUACCAAGGCAUAUACCGAUUGGUACGCCUCAAUCUCAGUCAAAUAUUGAAGCUUCUCAUAUGGUAAAGAAAGACGAUUUGGAACUUGAUAUCGGUUUGCCUCCACCUCCUUCUCCUCCACAAGCUACCGGAGCAACCGACAUGGCGGCACAUGGCGUCAUUCAUGUGAAAUGA